AUGGCGGCCACCUCACCCAACUCCAAUGACAACUCAGUCGUGACAACUCUCAGCAAGACUCAGAUUAAGAUAAAACGAAACUUCUUACUUAGGAAAUCCUAUACUGCGAUAACCUCUGGCCCUGACCUGCAACACAGCCCUGACCUGCAACACAGCCCUGACCUGCAACACAGCCCUGACCUGCAACACAGCCCUGACCUGCAACACAGCCCUGACCUGCAACACAGCCCUGACCUGCAACACAGCCCUGACCUGCAACACAGCCCUGACCUGCAACACAGCCCUGACCUGCAACACAGCCCUGACCUGCAACACAGCCCUGACCUGCAACGCAGCCCUGACCUGCAACGCAGCCCUGACCUGCAACACAGCCCUGACCUGCAACACAGCCCUGAUCUGCAACACAGCCCUGACCUGCAACACAGCCCUGACCUGCAACACAGCCCUGACCUGCAACGCAGCCCUGACCUGCAACGCAGCCCUGACCUGCAACACAGCCCUGACCUGCAACGCAGCCCUGACCUGCAACGCAGCCCUGACCUGCAACACAGCCCUGACCUGCAACGCAGCCCUGACCUGCAACGCAGCCCUGACCUGCAACACAGCCCUGACCUGCAACGCAGCCCUGACCUGCAACGCAGCCCUGACCUGCAACACAGCCCUGACCUGCAACACAGCCCUGACCUGCAACACAGCCCUGACCUGCAACACAGCCCUGACCUGCAACACAGCCCUGACCUGCAACACAGCCCUGACCUGCAACACAGCCCUGACCUGCAACACAGCCCUGACCUGCAACACAGCCCUGACCUGCAACACAGCCCUGACCUGCAACACAGCCCUGACCUGCAACACAGCCCUGACCUGCAACGCAGCCCUGACCUGCAACACAGCCCUGACCUGCAACGCAGCCCUGACCUGCAACACAGCCCUGACCUGCAACACAGCCCUGACCUGCAACACAGCCCUGACCUGCAACACAGCCCUGACCUGCAACACAGCCCUGACCUGCAACACAGCCCUGACCUGCAACACAGCCCUGACCUGCAACGCAGCCCUGACCUGCAACACAGCCCUGACCUGCAACACAGCCCUGACCUGCAACACAGCCCUGACCUGCAACGCAGCCCUGACCUGCAACACAGCCCUGACCUGCAACACAGCCCUGACCUGCAACGCAGCCCUGACCUGCAACACAGCCCUGACCUCCAGCCUAAUAACGUGGUCGUCACGUGGCCGUCACGUCACGUCAGUUCGAAGGAAUAG
Procambarus clarkii (red swamp crayfish) is the source of this 1266-nucleotide messenger RNA. RefSeq lists its product as uncharacterized. Lineage: Eukaryota; Metazoa; Arthropoda; Malacostraca; Decapoda; Cambaridae. The record is from RefSeq and is a predicted model, not a curated record.